CGACCGGAGUUGUUCUCGUCUCCAGUUACCCUCUCUUCCUUCCCCUCUCUCUUUCACGGAUCCUUAGCCUGCUCACGAUGUCGUUCCUUGCACUCACUUCCCUCGUUCUCGUCGCGAUCCAAGCGCGCGCGUCCGUGAUGCCGAUCCGUGCCCCUGCCGCUGCUGCGAAGUGCCAGAAGUAUGUCGACAGCGCGAGCAAGGCUGCUGCCGCGCUUCAGAGCGAAUACUUCAAGGACGGGACGUAUGGCGACCAGGCUAUCUGGAUUGGUGCGGUCGACGCGUUCUACCUCAACCGAUUGGACGAUGUCGCCGGUACCUCGGACUACAAGGACGUAAUCACCACGGUCUUUAAUGGGCAGGAGGACUACCUCACCAACGGCGGCUCCUACGACGACGUGCAAUGGGUCUCCAUCGCCUACCUCGCGUACGGCGACCAGGAGAACGCGAAGAAGUACUACGACAUCGCCAGCAGCGCGCGCGACUCCGCGACGUGCGGCGGUGGCCUGUUCUGGAGCAGUGCGCGCGACUACAAGAACUCGAUCACGAACGAGCUGUACCUCGCGCUCUCCGGGUACAUGUACGAUGUGACGAAGGACCAGCAGUACCUUGACAACCUGAAAGAUCUCUACGCGUGGUUCAAGGACUCGAAGUUGCUUGGUGACAAGGGCUUGUACAACGAUGGCUUGACCAAGGACGGCUCCUGCGCGAACAACGGCGAGAACCCGUGGACGUACAACCAGGGCGUCGUGCUCGUCGGUCUCGGUUACCUUUACAAGAACGACAACCAGGACCAGGCCUACAUCGACGCGGCGUACAAGCUCGUCGACGCCGUCAUUGACAACCUCACAAUUGACGGCGGCCUCCGCGAGAACUGCGAGACCACCUCCCAGAACUUGUGCAAUGCGGAUCAGACCUCGUUCAAGGGCAUCUUCACUUACUACCUCGCCUGGUUCCUCGAGAUCACUGGCAAGGACAACGGCACGAAGUACUCCGACUUCAUCAAGGCGCAGGCGGACGCCGUCCUCAAGAACGCCGAGCAAGAUGGCGACAAGUACACUAACCUCUGGUACGGCGCCGACGAGGGCGCUGCCAAGCACUCCUCUCAGAGCCAGGGCUCCGCCCUUGGCGCCCUCCUCGCCGCGAGCAAGCAGAGCUGCUAAACGUGUUACGUGACACGCUACUGUGUCACAGUUCAUUUACGACCACGUGUAGCUCCCGGGUUAUGACGCGCACUGGCAGAUGUACUACUCGGUAACGGCUUGCUUUUGUACUCCCACCAUCGCUGUCUUUUACGCACCGUCGGACCUACCCUCAUACUUUACGACCAUUGGUGACGCAGGCUAUAUUUAUUGCAAUGUAACUUAUCGAACUCACAAGCUCUGAAGACUGACCAUGGAGAGGCCUUCUGCUGCCGAUGUGCCAUACCUGGCGGCCAUAUUGAUCCAUACGCGUGAGGCCAUCGAUUGGACCAGUGCGUUCGAUAGUAAAUAUCGGGCAAAUGGAUUGUUGA
Molecule: messenger RNA, 1510 nt
Organism: Schizophyllum commune H4-8
Lineage: Eukaryota; Fungi; Basidiomycota; Agaricomycetes; Agaricales; Schizophyllaceae
Product: glycoside hydrolase family 76 protein
Exons: 7
Coding region: 78-1160 (360 amino acids)
Biological process (GO): carbohydrate metabolic process
Source: RefSeq, a predicted model, not a curated record